Fukomys damarensis (Damara mole-rat) is the source of this 377-nucleotide messenger RNA. RefSeq names its product NEDD8-like. The transcript has a single exon. The coding region runs from base 32 to 277 and encodes 81 amino acids. Lineage: Eukaryota; Metazoa; Chordata; Mammalia; Rodentia; Bathyergidae. Gene Ontology annotation, biological process: modification-dependent protein catabolic process; protein neddylation; regulation of proteolysis. The record is from RefSeq and is a predicted model, not a curated record. Gene Ontology annotation, molecular function: protein tag activity; ubiquitin protein ligase binding. Gene Ontology annotation, cellular component: cytoplasm; nucleus.
UAUCAACUUACAGCCUCAACAGGGAAAGAAGAUGCUAAUUAAAGUGAAGACGCUGACUGGAAAGGAGAUUGACAUUGACAUUGAACCCACAGACAAGGUGGAGCGAAUCAAGGAGCGUGUGGAGGAGAAAGAGGGAAUCCCACCACAGCAGCAGCGGCUCAUCUACAGUGGCAAACAGAUGAAUGAUGAGAAGACAGCUGCUGACUACAAGAUUCUAGGCGGCUCUGUCCUCCACCUGGUCUUGGCUCUGAGAGGAGGAGCUGGUCUUAGGCAAUGAUGAGUCUUCCCUCUACUUUACCUCCUUUACCCUAUCGCUCGUAAUGAAGCAUAUGUUCUCUCACUGGCUGGGACGCCCAAGCUAUCGCCCUCUCUCUUGG